Linum trigynum is the source of this 225-nucleotide messenger RNA. NCBI's taxonomy places the organism in Eukaryota, Viridiplantae, Streptophyta, Magnoliopsida, Malpighiales, Linaceae. The record is from the annotation of a GenBank genome assembly.
AUGCACCGAGGGAGGAGGAACUUACAUUGUCGGCAGAUGAUGAGCUGGGACAGGUCAACCCGGCAAUUGCUGUUUAGCCUGGCAGCGGCGGAGCUAGCACCAUCUGAGCCUCCUUUGGUCGCAGUAGCUGCAGUCAGUGAUAGCACUACUACAAGCACGCAGAAGAGCAGAAGAACUUUAAGGUCUGCCAUUGACCUGCCUCCUGAUGUAGGCUUUCAGGACUGA